AGACCGGAAGCACUACCUCUUACUGAUAUAAUGGACAUUGGCAGCAAGGUCGAGCAAGCGGCACUACUGUUUGACAUUUUGGAUAAUGUUACCUCGGCCAUGGGGUGUUACCGCAUGUCAGCAACGUGGUUUAGGUGUAGUGUCAGUGUGGAGAUUUGGAGUUAGUCUCGUUUUUGUGGCGUUUUCAGAAACUCCAGCAGAGACAAGUUUUUACAAGUAGACGAUCCCUUGAUUUAGCCAACAGAGAGCUCACGCUGCGCGCGGAGCUAGCGGAGGAAUUUACCAAUAAACAUGAGCUCUGCUCCAAACCAUGGACCCGUGAACGUGUCAGAAACAGGGCUGUCCGGCAAACCAGUCCCCGCUGUCUCAUUAGGUGGGCAUGUGAAACAGGUUUUCAGCCAUGUGAGGAUAGGAAACCUGGUGGCAGGACUCAGUGGAGGAGUUGUAUCAACGCUGGUGCUUCACCCUCUGGAUCUGGUCAAAAUCAGGUUUGCAGGUACAAGAAGACAUGAGAGUAAAACGACUUAUUAACACUUGUUUAUCUUUUCAAAGUCUUUUAAGUCACUUGAAACACUUCAGUUCUCGUCAGCUUAAACCUGUUGAAUGUAUGACUAUGCUGUGUCUGCAGUAUCACACCAUAUGCUCUGAAAGCAUGUUAGUGACAGCCUGGUGUUAUCACUGCUAGAUAAUGUCUUUAUGUUCAUACUAAUGUACAUGUAAUUUGUGUCAUUUCCAUGUAGUAAGUGAUGGAUUAGAUGUACGGCCUAAGUACAGUGGCAUAUUUCACUGUAUGAGGAGUGUUUGGCAGCAGGAGGGACUGAGGGGUCUUUACCAAGGAGUGACACCUAAUGUCUGGGGUGCAGGAGCAUCCUGGGGUCUCUACUUCUUGUUGUACGUAAGCAAUACCUUCUUAUCCUGUUUUAUCAUUCAUACAUUUUUGUCAUUUUGUCAUGACUUAAAAACUAUUCUCACUUUCUCACCUCAAAGCUACAACGCCAUCAAAAGCUACACGAAGGAGGGCCGUCAAACUGAAUUAAGCGCCACAGAGCACCUGGUGUCCGCAGCCCAAGCAGGUUAGUCCCACAUAGAUCAAGACACUGCUGCCCUGCUGACACACAACCGUCCUGAGGCAAACAACAACAGCAAGAUAGUACUGCCCCAAGCUGGCUUGAGCAGACAGGAGGCAGAUAACCCCUUGUGCUCGCUCCCAUGGAGUCACAUGUGUAUGUUUCCUGUAGGCCAAAUGAGGUUAGAGGCUUAAAUUAUGCUUAAAAAGGGAUGUCAGCCAGGGCAGCUGUUUUCAUUGAGUUACAUUUCUUGGGCACAAUUAGAUUUUUAUCAGUCAUGCUUUUCCAGUUGGUAGGAGCCACUGUCACUUGAAUAAAAUACCUUCAUACAUCUUUAUUUAAGACAUGCUACUUUAAAUUACUCUGAAGGGUUUAGUUCUUGCUUCACAGACUAAGGAAGACUCACAGCUAUAUCCCAAAAUUAGAGGCAAGGAUCUCAGGCACAGGAUAUAAUUGUGGCCUUUCUAUUAUGGAUAAGUCUUGACUUGUCUCUAAGUCUGGAACUACUUUCUUCCCCUACUCAGCUCUCAUGAGAACCAUGUCUCUUUUAAGUUUGAUUCAGCUGUAACCAAACCACUCAAUCUUGUCUGACAAAGACAGGGAGUCGAGUUUUAACUACAUACAUUCAACAACCACACUUGUCACCAUGUUAGUUAAUGGGUAUCUAACUACAGAGUCUCUAAAUGCCUCCCUGUCUGCCCUCAGGCAUCCUAACACUCACCAUAACCAACCCCAUCUGGGUGACCAAGACCCGGCUAGUGCUGCAGUACAACGCUGACCCCUCCAGUAAACAGUACAGGGGAAUGCUUGAUGCCCUCAUCAAGAUUUACCGCCAUGAGGGGCUGCGAGGACUAUACAAGGUAAGACCUCCGCAUAUCAUCGGAUUUGAUAACACCUCCUUUAAAGGGAUAUACCGACGUACAACUAAUUUAGGGUCAAACACAAAGUAACACCGAGUUAGACACCCCCUGGAGAGAUGAAUGUUGUCGAUCACUUGCUUCUCUAGUUAUACCGACUUUAUUAACAACCGCAAGAUAGCAAUACACAGCGGCCUGAGGAGCCAUAAACAAACCUCAACCGAAACGCCACUCUAUAGCUACAAAUAAUGCUCAGAACAGCACCUAUCUUCAUCAACAGUACAUAUAGGGUCCUAGCCAUAGUACUAUCUAUCAAACAUCUUUUUAGCUUUGCCUUAUUUGCCUCAGACCGCUGUGUAUUGCUAUCCUGCAGUUGUUAAAAAAGUUGGUAUAACUAGAGAAGCAAGCAGUCGGCAACAUUCAUCUCACAAGGGGGUGUCUAACUCGGUGUUACGGUGUGUUUGACCUUGAAUUAAUUUUACGCCGGAAUAUCCCUUUAAAUUAUAGGUGAGCUGUUUAGUAGAGGAAGUACAACAGCACCUCUUCUUCUUUUAUGCUAAAAUUACUCAAACCAAUAACAAGAUAGUGACCACCUGCCUCGAAGUCAAGUCAAGGCCAAGUAGCCCUGACCUGACAAGACAUGGACUCUGCAAGAACUAUUAAGGUUAGCAGCAGAUCCUGUAAGUCCUGGAAGUUGCAGGGUAGGAUCAGACUUGGGUUUUUUUCCAACAUGUCUAGCAGAGACUCGAAUAGACUGAGCUCUUUGGAGACCAGGAGCUGCCCCAUUACACUCACAUGAUCACAUCAUCACAGUUAUUACAGCUUGGCGUGAGCGUUCAUGUGCUUAUUGUCAGUUCACAGAUGUGCUUCAUUCCUCCAACAGUCAGAAGUGCAGUGCAGUUGAUUUGCACUUAAUCUGUUCCAUUGGUAAGACCACUGCUAAGCAGUAUUAGCCCAAGUAUAAAUCCCACAAUGCAUCACGUUGGUGACAUUUGUUCCCUCGUGUAUUUCUAGUUAUAUUGAAGAGCCGUGAGACUUCAGUCUGAGGAAUUUUUAUGUCAAAAAAAUCAACGUUUCAAAGAUGCAAAUGUAUAUUUAUUAUAUCAAUUCCACAUCUACAUGGUUGUGUCAGCAUAUGUUUGCAAGCUCCAGUAAUGUGUCUGCAGUGAGUAGGUCCACUGUAAUAAUAAUAAUAAUAAAAAUGUCACAGUGUAAUCUAUAAGGGGACCACUGGAAAAGAUCCAGCUCAGAGUGAAGGAGAACAGACUUUUAGUAUCAUAAAGAUCAGAGCUCCUGAUAGAGAGAGAGACUACAUAGGCUGAGUUAUGGUGUUUGACGUCAUGGUGUAUGGGCAUCGUCUCACCUAAUUUCAUUAUGUCUUUUUUUCUAAAUGCAAGAGGCAUUUUUCCAUCCCUAGUGAUGGCAUCUUCAAUCUUCAUCUUCAGAGUAUAAUUUGGAGCAUUUUUUAAGCCAUAUAUACUGUUGUUGAAGCAGGAACAUCUGGUCACCUCUGAUUAGGCACAAAGAAAAUAGCAAAUCUGAGGUGUUAAUAUAAUUAAUAUAAUGUAUAGUUCUAGCAUCAAUAUUAUGAUAUCUGCCAAUAUAAUAUCAGUUCUGGUGUGGAUACCAGCACUAUUCACACCUGACCACUAAAAAUAGGAAUUAAAAAGAAUAAAUUAGAAAUUGCAAUGAUUAGUAAACGUGCAGAAUAUUAGAAAUGAAGCUAUUAAUAAAGUGCUGUCUUUAAGAACAAGCUGUGUACAAGCAUAAAAAGUAAGAGGUGUAUACAUAACCAGUUUGUAGCAUUAGGUAUUGCACUGAGUAUUAUACAGUUUAACAGAGUGUUUCACAGUGUAGCUUAAAAACAAUGUUAUUAUCAGUAUUGUACUUUUAGAUCAUUAAAGUUGGACUAGUUUACAAACAGAUUGCACGGUUGAAUGUAAUUUUAUGCAGUGGAGAAGUUUGCAGCUGCUACAUGAGAGUAAGCCCAGGGACAGUCCGAGUGUGUGAGACUCAGAAGGAGGAGUUAUAAAGUUUGAUGGUCACAGCAGGUAAGAAUGACUUCCUGUGAGGCUCUGUGGUGCAUUUAGGGGGAUUGAGUCCAGCACUGAAUGUGCUCCUGUGUUUAACCAGCACGUUAUGGAGUGGGUGUUGGAUGCUGUCCAACAUCUUUCUCUCUGUCACCACCGUCAGAGAGUGCAGCUCUACCUUCACAAAGUUACCCGUCUUGCAGAUGAGUUUGUUGAGUUUGUCAGGGUCUGUUUCCCUCAGUCUGCUGCCCCAGCACACAACAGCAAACAGGAUCACACUGGUCCACCACAGACUCAUAGAACAUCUUCAGCAUGGUCCUGCAGAUGUUAAAGACCUCAGCCUCCUGAGGAAGUACAGACGGCUGAAGCCCUUCUUGAAGACAGCUUAAGAGAUCUUAGACUAGUCCAGUUUGUUACCCAAGUACACUCCCAGGUUCUUGUUCUUGUAGUCUUCCACAAUCUCCACACUGACACCCAGGAACUGGUGUCUCUGUCCUUCUCAGGUCCACUAUCAGUCCCUUACAGUAUCAGCUGUUUCAGCAACUUCAGCCCAGAUCAGAUGAGCCAACCUCCUUUCCCUUUGUGGCCCAUGAUGAUCUUGUUGUUUGUUAGCUGGUUUGUCCUUCCUUUAACCACUUUUGGGAGGCGCUGACCACCGCAGACUGGGAACACCCCACAAGAGCUGCAGUAUUGAGAACACUCUGACUCAGUCGUCUGGCCAUCAGACGUAGUUUUCGCCCCUGUAAAAGUCCCUCACAUCCUUUUAUUCGCCAAGUUUUCUCGCUUCCAACAUAUUAAAUUUGAGGACAAAAUGUUCUUCUGCUCAUCAUAGCCCACCCACUGCUAAUCAAAUUUACCCACCCGUGGUUAUAAUGUUUUGGUUGAUCAGAGUAAGUGGUGUGUUGGUUCAUGAAUCACCUCUAGAGGGCGUUACCAGCUCAUAUUUGCUGUCGUAGGGGACUUGAGUCAUGUAACUAGUUGUUAUAACAUCCAGACUUUUGGAGCAGCAUUUUAGCAUCCUACAAUUUUGAGUUGAUUGUCUCGAAAUGUCAAGACUAUUUAUGGACAGAAUCCUCUGGAAAACCUGAGUACAUGUUUAUUUUACGAUGAGACAGAGGGCCACAAACAGCUCAUUUCAAGCUAAUGCAUAACAUGAUGUCCGAGUGUUUCCUGGAAGACUGACUUACAAAGCCGUUCUUUUCAAAGGGUUAUGUUCCUGGUCUUUUUGGCACAUCCCAUGGAGCAUUGCAGUUCAUGGCCUAUGAAGAACUAAAGAGAGACUACAACAAAUACAGGAAAGCGCCUUCAGAGGAGAAGCUGGUGAGUCAUUAACCCCAUGAGCCACAAACAGUCCAAAAACAUGCCCAGAUUUACAUCAAACUCCGACCUAAAGCCUGGAACUUUUGAGUGCAUGUAGACUCGGCUCCAAAUGAGCUGUAGUUGAAAAAAUGACUCAUCAGCAAGCUUCUCACUUUCUGCAUGCGUUUAUCUGUGCACACAGAACGCCUUGGAGUAUAUCACAAUGGCGGCAUUAUCCAAACUAUUCGCCGUGGCCACAACAUACCCGUAUCAGGUGGUGCGAGCCCGCCUGCAAGACCAGCACAAUAAAUACAAUGGAGUUAUUGAUGUCAUCGGACGGACAUGGAGGUAUGUUUGCACUGAUCCAGUCUCAGAGGAGCUGUACCUGCUAUCCUGGUCGGACUGUCGAAACAUGGCUGUUACAUGAAGGUGUGUUCUAUUUGAUUCAUUGUCUUUUCUCCUCUCCCCCCGCAGAAACGAAGGCGCCAUCGGUUUCUACAAAGGCAUCAUCCCAAACUUGAUUCGUGUCACCCCUGCUUGCUGUAUCACAUUUGUAGUGUAUGAGAAUGUGUCUCGUCUCCUCAUGGGACCGAGUAAAUGAGUCGUACUAGCACGGCACGGACUGCUGCAAAGACUUCUGAGCUCACACUGACACAAGCGUCUGAAAAGAGUGAGAGAAAUCAGAAUGAAGCUGAAUUUCAGUGCUGAGGUAGAAGGAGAAUUCAUCUGCACUGAAAAUGGAAUCAACAGCUGAUUUCUGUGAGCACGAACCAUUAGUGUGUAAUAGUUUGGCGUCUAAGAUCACAUCAGCCUCUCAUUCAGAUGCACAUCUAACACUUUGACUCGUGAGGAAAGCGUACCCUGCUGCGGAUGCCAAAGAACACACCGUCGGGAUUUCGGUCUGUCGUUUUUGAUGCAACACCAAGAAUUUGGUGUUGAGAGAAAAAAAGAGGAGGGUAAACGUGUUUUGUCAUAGUUCUGUUUACAUGUGAUGUUUGCUGGCAGCUGAACGGGAGACAUGCUAAAAAAUGGAAAGCAGAUCACGAACUGCUAAUCAGAUAUCUUGUUAAGGUUUCCAUUUGCAUGCGUGCUUUAUAGUUUUGUCUCUUUUAAAUUAUUUCUUUCCUUUUUAAACAGACGGAUACAAUGAAGAUCAUUUUCAUUCACGCACAUCAACUCAUUUCUCUCAUAAUUUAUAUGUUUCUUUGGAUUUUUUGUUAUUUCUAGAAACAAAUUCUAACCGCAGUGCUCAAGUUUUUAUUUCAAAGUCCCAACAGGGCUCUAUCUGCAUUGUCAACAUGUGAUGUAUAGAGUGCAUUAAAUAUACUAUUUUGUGACUGCGCUGGAUCAGGUGUGUUGUAUUUCAGAGCACUUACACAUUAAAACCAUGUUCUUGGAAUUGAAAUCUUAAAAAAAAAACAAGUUUAUUAACAAUAAUGAAUACAAACAAGUCACAUGAGUAUAAAUGUCUGUGUUUUGUCAAAAUGUCUAUUAAUUGGUGGUGACCAUGCACCUAAAGCACCCACAAGCAGAGAAGCUACAGUACAGAGUUUAUUUCUGGUAAACAGUGUGACACAGUUUCCUCUUUUUAUAGGUCUGUCAACUAUUAUAGUAUUUAAACAAAACAAUAAAACAUUCAAGUUACCAUCAGUGAUGCUGUGACGCCUCGGCUGAGCAAACCUGAUCAUUUUGGAGAGCCAGAUAACAUACUCUUAUACUGCCAAGACUGGUCCCUCCCUUAUAUGGAGCAUGCUUUUUUUUUAUUUUGGCAGUUCCUCAAUGAUAAUCCUGGAUACUGAAUUCCAGCCUGUAGAUGCGUCACCUCUGGGGUAGUCAGCACAGGUCCCCACCCACACGGCGACAUCCACCAACCCUGCUUUGAUGCCCUCGCACAGCCCUUCAACUGGGGAGGAUGAAAAGGAGAAAAUAUUGCAAAUGAAUUUUCAGGGAACACCCAGAGAUUACAGUUACCGCUCUCUGACACUAAUGAAAUUUCCAAAAUCUAACAGGGAGGGUUUCUGUCAGAGUUUGUGGAGACAGCAGUUAAAAUCAUUUAAUUGCAGCUGCCGGCUGGCAGACUACACUUAGCACAAAGACUGGAAACAAAGAAACAGCUGGAGGGGCUCGUUUCCAAGCAUUGAAAUGUCUGUUAUGAGCCAAACAUUACUUGAUGUGUUGAAGACAUACUAGUGGGCAGAUUUGGUGACUUUUAAAAAAGGCUAGACUUACUAAUUGUUUCCAAGAAUAUUGCCUCAAAUCCUGAACUUAUACUUUGAUACCACAGCAUGACUUUGCACUCAGGAUAGGGCUGGGCAAUAAAACGAUAACAAUAUAUAUUGAAAAUUAAUUGCCCUCUAUACCGAUAAAAAACACGGUCAAUAUGGUUUUUGAUUGUCAGCAUUCUGCCAUGUUUAGUAGAAUAUACGAAGAGCCAAUGGAAAGGAGAGUGCCACGCGGCAGAACACGCACAAUGGAAAAGGUUACAAACCCUGAGUGGAGAGAGGAGCCUAUGGCGCUUAUGCAGCCGACCAGUCCGCUUUCUCUAGCGCAACGUCUUACGACAAAACGUCAAAGAGACACAAAGUCCUCACAGAUGCAGUAGCUUAUUGUUCUGCAAAAGACAUGCUACCAAUAAGCACUGUUAAAUUCCAUUUAAGAGUAACCGGGAACAUUCAAGAUUGACAAGCAAAUUUCUUUUUUCAUAUCGUGAUAAAAAAAAUGUAUUGUGAUAAACUUUAGCCCAUAUCGCCCAGCCCUAACUGAGGAUAACUCUCGUUUCAGGUGGUCCACUGCAUAUCAAAGCCCAUGUCAACACUCAUACCUGAGGAUGUUCUGUGGAUGUUGAUGGUUGAGUUGAGCUCAGGACUUCCUUGGUCUAAGUAGAUGAUGGACUCUAUGGGCAGGGGUCCUGUGCAUUCUGCUCCAUUGAAGGUAAAGUACCACCUCUGGCAGCAGGCGUUCUUACACUUCAGUCUGAGGGAACCACUGAAGAGGACUCUCAGAGCGCUGUCUGAACGCAUCUUUGUAAACGUGCAGUCCUGCAGCACACCACAGAGAAAUUCAGCCUCUUCUAUGCAUCACGGGGGGGUUAUGUAACAUUUCUGCAAAUCUGCACUGACGUCAGAAACCUGUUAGUCAGUGUAUCAAGAUACUCACGGCUACUUUACCCAGGUCGAUACCAUAAUUCAGAGAGUUCCAGGCACACUGCUUGUAGUUGGGCCUCCAAGGCUCCUCAAAGAUCUCAUUAACGCACUCUCCUUUUUCACCUUUCAGUCCAUCACGACCAGGAAUGCCCGGCGUACCUGGGAUGCCGUUAGUUCCUGGGUUACCCUCUCUCCCAGGGGUGCCUGCCGGACCUUGCAUGCAACUGCCAAACUGUAAAACGGGGUGAAGAAAAGGUCACGAUGGAAGCUGUAACUGAUGAGAAGCAUGUUUUACACAGCAGACGCUUCUUCUCUAACUUCUUGUUUAGGGUUUGUUAUUUAUCCCUCCUUGGGGAGAAGUCUGUGUUUGGGCUGAUUUUCGCCGCAAACACCUGAUGGCUGCCAGAAUACACCCUAUCAACCACUUGUGUAAACACUCACACUGCUGCAGAGCUGAAAAGUGCAGAUACAGCUGUGUUCAGACCGAGGUAAAGAGACAGAGCCAGCACCCAUAAAGCCAUGAAGCAAGUGAAUGAUAUACCGUGUGUUAAUGAGGAACUGAAGGCUCGCUGACAACCUAAAUUUGCAGGAGGCCCGCCUCAAAUCCCAUGCGUGAUUCAUUGUCCAGCUGAAUCUUCUGCUGUUUAAACAGAUCUUUCACAAGCUGAGUCAGUAGCUCAGACGACACACAGAGACAGGGAAGCUUGCCAAAACAUUCCUACCACAUACUGGGAGAGACACAAUGAAGAUCCCAGAUAACUUUGUGUAUUUUGUUUUUCAAAAAAUACAAACUCAAACCAGCAGAUUACAGUGUGAAGGUUAGCUGCGUAAAGUUUCUUUUUAGUUGUAUUUUUGUUGUUGUUUUAAACUGUCUUAUUAUACCUCCCCAUCUAAGUUUAGACAGACUUAAACUAACACGUAAGCUUUCUUCCUGCCCUUCAGCAAACAAUGAUGCCAAAAGGAUUUGAAAGUGUUUUUCUUUUUGGGUCAUUGUUGCCCUUUGCUUAGCAAGCAGCUGUGGAGCAGUUAGAGGGCGUGUGGCCAGAAGGCAUUAAGGCAAGAAGGGGAGAAACAAAGCGCUUUUACCUUAGUUUCAACAUCUAGUUCCAACUGGAGUCUCUGGAGUAAAGUAAAACCACUAAUUCAGACUAUUUAAAUUUGGGAAAUGCUUGAAAAGAGAGUUACAGUUUUCUUCCAUCAGCUGCUUGAGAAACAGAUGGUUUGGAGUCUGUUUGAGUCAUUAAGAGGCUAAAAUGCUGGAGCGACCUGGAGAUGUGAGGUCACUGUCUCUAUAGGAAACUGGGAAAUCUUUGAUGGUUUGUGGGUUGGUAUGCAUAUGCCCUAAUCGAGCUAGAAUUUGUCUUCAGGCAAAAGGGAUCGUUUUCCAUGCUCCUAUUGAGAGGUGUCUCAGUGUAAAAAUGACGCAAACACAGCAUGAAUCCCCUUUGGUUGAUUUCCAGCGGGGAAAGGUCUGUAUUUCAUUUAAGGUUUGGACUUUUGGAGACUGUCAAGGCAAGCUAAUGAAUGGAGCCUCUGUCCACAUAGCUUCACAGCUGAAUUCAACAUUAGCAAACCAGGCUGCUGUUUCUAUAGCGGUGCAUGCCGCCUGCACGAAUUAAAAUCCAGUCCCCCUGGAUAUUAGUACAGCACACAGUCCACUACUGUAAGUGACGCAUACGAGCUGCUCUUGCCCUGAAGUGCAGAGGAAUCAGUAGUAUUUCAUGCAUGGGCCAACACUGAAGCAAGCACUGAAGCUCUCCUGCAGCAUGCAGACAGAGUGCGCACAUAAUGUUAUGCUGUCAGAGCGCCUCAUUCAGAGGGUCUUGAGAGGAUGCAAAUUAGCAUUUCAUGAUUACCAUUUGGUUCAAAUAAGCAGAUCUUCUUUCUUCAGAGACUGAGGUGCAGUUUGGCUUUUCUGCAUCAUUUCCAGUACACUAAAUACAGAUGUUAACAUAAAA
Xyrichtys novacula (pearly razorfish) is the source of this 10354-nucleotide messenger RNA. The record is from the annotation of a GenBank genome assembly. Lineage: Eukaryota; Metazoa; Chordata; Actinopteri; Labriformes; Labridae.